Postia placenta MAD-698-R-SB12 is the source of this 651-nucleotide messenger RNA. RefSeq lists its product as hypothetical. NCBI's taxonomy places the organism in Eukaryota, Fungi, Basidiomycota, Agaricomycetes, Polyporales, Adustoporiaceae. The transcript is spliced from 2 exons. The coding region runs from base 1 to 651 and encodes 216 amino acids. The record is from RefSeq and is a predicted model, not a curated record.
AUGCAUUCGCACGCACACAUCAUCAUCCCAGCAGCUAAGUUUACCAACUUCUUACACGACCGGCCCUCGAUCGGAGUAUUCCUCCAAGCCGCGAACGAAAAGUGCGUCCCAGAGGAGCCAAUAUGCGUCCGGACUAAUUUGACCAAUGGCUCUCUCAUGAAAGGUCAAUCCAAGAUCGCGGAGAUUCGUGAUGCACGUUCUCGUAAAGAUGAGAUCGCUGAACCUGAGCCUCUUACCACUCGUCUUGUGGUGCCUAGCAUCUCAUGGGACCGUUGGGAUGCGCUUGAGUCCCACCGGCACACGAAGCAAUGCGCAUACGAGGUCCAUGCUGCAGCCUCGCGGCCACGAAGGCUCCGCACCGAUGUCAAGGUCGACGCUACCGACGUCGAAACAAUGGGCUCGCCCCUGUCCCUCGUCAUGGCGACGGUCGACGGCCCCGACUGGCAAUUAUGUGCAAUCGGGCCUAGCACACAGGCCAAAGCGCGGGGCAUUGCCGGGGCCGAGCGUCGGGGCCGGUGGGAUUGGCUCCUGACGACGAUAUGCCGCGGCACAACCCCGGUGUCACAUACGGGAUACAAGGCGGGAGUUGGUUCCGCGAGGAUUCGGCCUCCUGGCACUAAGUCGCCGAGCCGUCUCUUGUCGGGUCGCUGA